Molecule: messenger RNA, 564 nt
Organism: Haliotis rufescens (red abalone)
Lineage: Eukaryota; Metazoa; Mollusca; Gastropoda; Lepetellida; Haliotidae
Product: EF-hand calcium-binding domain-containing protein 10-like
Exons: 4
Coding region: 43-453 (136 amino acids)
Source: RefSeq, a predicted model, not a curated record
AGGACCAGUUUGCGUUGCCAUAACAAAUUCAUUUGUGACAAAAUGGCAGCCGAGGAAGGACCUAGACAACUGGACGCUCAUGAAUACCUGGAUAAACAUAGAGUUAUUGACCUUUUUAACAAUUUAACAUCCCAACUGAUAUACAGCAGACCUGAUGAUCCGAAAAAAUUCCUCAUCGGUACACUGGAGAAGCUUCACAAGUGUCGGAGCACAAAGUUAGACAUCCCAAGUCUGUUUGACGACUCCAACAUUCACUCUGUGUUUGGAAUGCUAGAUCCCACAAACAGGGGCUACAUUACCCUACAGCAAUACUAUGAAGCUCUGACAACUCUUGGUGUGAAAAAGUAUGACGAUCAGCCAGCUGGUGCUGAUAUAGACAGGAUCACUUUUGAUGUGUUUGUCCACGAAGCGAAGAAUGGGUUGACUGAAGCAUCAUCAACAUUCAGCACCUAGGAUACAUGCAUGCCUUUAUGAAUACCUGCCAUUCAUUUCUGUGUACAUAUUUGUGUUUUUCAAGAAGAAAUAUAUUCUUCUCAGUGUAAAAAAAUAAACCUUUCAAACUGA